ACUAAAUCACCAUCAAAAUGCAACAGACAUUUCAGCAUUUUUAGCUGUCAUGACUUCCUCCUUAAAGUCGCUGCUACCUGAGUAUGAACGUCUGUGGUCAUAAUACACCAGACUUCCUCCUGAGCCCACCAGCUGCAGUUUGGACGUUUGUGCAGAGCCAGUGUUUUUAUUAAAGAACUGAAAGACUCAGAGAUGGAAGGAACCUUUGAAAACAUGAAGGAGAUCCUUCUGCCUCCUCAGACAGCUUCCCAGGGCUCAAAGACGGGUUUAUAUAAAGUUCUUCUCUGUCUGGGACUGAUCUGUGCUUCCUUUUUGAUUGGAAUCAUCAUCCUUGGUGUCCUCUAUUCUAAUUCAGUGCAUGGUGUGACUAAUAAUGAUCGAAUACCCACCGAAACAACUCCAUGUCCUCCAGAAUGGAUGAUGUUCCAGGACAGGUGUUACCUUCUUUCCAGUAUUACUGGACCCUGGGAGACAGGCAAUCAGGACUGCAGAGCCAGAGGAGCACAUCUGAUGAUCAUCAACAGCACAGAAGAACAGGAGUACAUCUCAAGUUUCAAGGAUGAGAUUUGGAUUGGUUUAAACGAUAUAGAGACGGAGAGAACCUGGAAAUGGGUUGACGGAUCUCCGAUCACUCUGUCGUUCUGGGAUGCAGGGUAGCCUAACAUUAAUCAAAAUACUCCAGGUUGGAAUGAGGACUGUGUACAUGUCUCCAACGGAGGCCGGUGGCAUGAUAAUUCGUGUUCGAAGUUUACCCGCUGGAUGUGUGAGAAAAGACCUUUGAGUUGCUUCAACUAAUCAUUUUACAACUGCUGUAAGAUUAUAUUCAAUUAUAGCUUCCUCACUACACCUUACUAAAAAUGACCAGUUUAACUAGAAUAUGACAUCUGUGUAUGUACAACUAAACCCUUUAAAAAGGACUGUAAACGUGCUGUGAACUGU
Molecule: messenger RNA, 939 nt
Organism: Sphaeramia orbicularis (orbiculate cardinalfish)
Lineage: Eukaryota; Metazoa; Chordata; Actinopteri; Kurtiformes; Apogonidae
Product: C-type lectin domain family 4 member E-like
Exons: 6
Coding region: 193-657 (154 amino acids)
Source: RefSeq, a predicted model, not a curated record